This is a messenger RNA of Acaulospora colombiana, 373 nucleotides long. The record is from the annotation of a GenBank genome assembly. NCBI's taxonomy places the organism in Eukaryota, Fungi, Glomeromycota, Glomeromycetes, Diversisporales, Acaulosporaceae.
AUGUCUGUUUCAGAUCUUCCCUACGCUGCUGAUGCGGAGUUGCCUGUAUCUGUUGAAGAGCUUGGUGUGCUUAAAAGACAGUUUGAAAUUGAAGGAGCCGAAGUCACAACGCAAACGAAAUUUAAUUAUGCUUGGGGUUUAAUUAAAAGUAAAAGGAAACCUGAUCAGAAAUACGGAGUGCAAUUGCUGGCAGAAAUUUUUCAGGAUUCACCUGAGCGCCGUCGCGAAUGUCUUUAUUACCUUGCCUUGGGACAUUUCAAGCUGGGUGAAUACACGAACGCCAAGCAGUUCAAUAAUCAGUUACUCGAAAGGGAGCCCACCAAUUUACAAGCCCAAAGCUUAAAAAAACUGAUAGAGGAUAAGCUCAAUAGAG